AUGGCUCUCAACAAUUUGGUUUCCUUGUUACUAGUCAUGUCAUGCUUAAUUGGUCCUGUUGCUAUGGUUGUGGCACGAGAGUUGCCACCACUUAAGCCCGGACAAGACCUCGCAGCUCAUCUAGAGAGCGGAGGAGGAGGGGGUGGCAUGGUAGAAUGCUGGAAUGCGCUGCUAGAAUUGCGGUCGUGCACCAACGAGAUCAUCCUCUUCUUCAUGGACGGUGAGGCUUAUCUUGGCCUCGAAUGCUGCCGAGCCAUCCGUUUCAUUACUCGUCAGUGCUGGCCCUCGAUGCUUACCAAUCUGGGUUUCACCGCCGAGGAGGGCGACAUUCUCCAAGGCUACUGUGCGUCAUCUCCCUCGCCGUCCCAAUCCCCAGCUCCAUCUCCCUUGUUUUCUGUCCCACCCCCUACUGGUCUUAUUGCUGUCGUUGGUUAA
Molecule: messenger RNA, 435 nt
Organism: Telopea speciosissima
Lineage: Eukaryota; Viridiplantae; Streptophyta; Magnoliopsida; Proteales; Proteaceae
Product: egg cell-secreted protein 1.2-like
Exons: 1
Coding region: 1-435 (144 amino acids)
Biological process (GO): double fertilization forming a zygote and endosperm
Source: RefSeq, a predicted model, not a curated record